Messenger RNA from Leptosia nina, 1425 nucleotides. The record is from the annotation of a GenBank genome assembly. Lineage: Eukaryota; Metazoa; Arthropoda; Insecta; Lepidoptera; Pieridae.
AUGUGGCAUCACCCCAAGGACCGAAGUAAGCACUACAGCGGUGGUGGAUGCGUGUCGGGGCCCGACUCACCGACACACUACCCCGACGGUCACGGAGCGCCCGACGUCAUCGACUUCGCGAUCCACAAAGGGAUCACCGCCAUGAUGACGCAACAAGUGGUCGUCGACGAGCUGCUGUCCGACCACCUGCCAAUCGUCAUGGACCUCGUGGACGCCGCUCCUGCGCCUCCGGUAGCCCGCUUAGCGCGGAGAAUAGACUGGCGCGCCUUCCAGCAGACGCUAAACGACGCGCCGCAGCAUUGUGCGCCGAACUCCCCCGCCGCAGCAUUGUGCGCCGAACUCCCCCGCCGCAGCAUUGUGCGCCGAACUCCCCCGCCGCCGUGGACAAAGCGGCGGAAUGCAUCACCGCGCACUCGCCGACGCCACUACCGAGCGGCCCGCGCCGGCCGUCUAUCCCGCUCUGCCGAACCGCUUGCUGGCGCUUAUUCGCCGCAAGCGCUCCCUCCGCCGCCUGUGGCAGCAGUCGCGAUGCCCGCGCCUGAAGGCGGACCUUCGCCGCCUAGCGGACAAAUCGCCGAAUACGUCGCCGCGCCCAUCGCGCCGUCGGAGGGCGCAAUCUAUUUCUCGCCGGCGCUGGUGCGCAAGGCGACGUCAAGACUGAAACCGAAGAAGGCCCCCGGAGCAGACGGCAUCACUAACGCCGCCCUUCGCCGCCUGCCGCCACGCACACUAGUGGCACUGACGCGCCUAUUCAAUGGCAUCCUGCGGAGCUCACACUUCCCCGCGCCAUGGAAGGAGGCGCGGGACUCAGUAGAGUCCCACUUCCUCGCGCUUUCGCAGGGCUCGCCGGAGACCCUGGACGCGAUGUUUCGGUCCCUGGCUGGGGACGUCCCACCUGCGCCGCGGGGUUCCCCGAGGGCGCUUCUUUAUUCCGAUGCGAUUGCUUAUGCAAUCGUUAGGAAGCAAGUAGCGUUCUCGGAUGGCCUACACGCGGCGGUCCGGGCGUACCUUGACAGGGUUGAGGCAGAGCUUAGGGCCGAAGGCCUGCUCAGCACUCCUUUGACGCAGGACGAGUGGGCUGUUGCUCAAUGCAACAUUGCACGGUCGACCCCCCUGCGUCGCCGCCGCCCGGAAUCCCCCUCCUCUCCUGACCGUGACUCCAAGAGGCCGUGUCAGGACUCUGCCUUCCCGUCCCUCCCGGAUCCCCUCUCUCAGCGGGACCCUCGGUUGCGACGAAGACUCGCGCUCCCUGUACCAGAGCCCACCGCCUCUGCCGCGACCGCCGCGCGUGCCUCGCGAGACGCGCUUCCCGCGCGCACCACACUAGCCGCACCUGCCUCGCGCGAUUUUUCCGCUGCGCCCACCCCGCGCGCCGCGUCUGCCUUGCGCGCCGCGGUCACUGCACCCGCCGCGACUGCCGCAUGA